Messenger RNA from Panicum virgatum (switchgrass), 1210 nucleotides. RefSeq lists its product as uncharacterized. The coding region runs from base 279 to 1016 and encodes 245 amino acids. The record is from RefSeq and is a predicted model, not a curated record. Lineage: Eukaryota; Viridiplantae; Streptophyta; Magnoliopsida; Poales; Poaceae. The transcript has a single exon.
UGUGCUUCACCGCGGAAUUGAUUUGCCCACCACCGUCAAGCUCGCGCGCGCGAUCCAGCGAACCUACCCGCGUCUCCCUUUGACCGCGCCACACGCCAGCAGCGGCAGCUCUACGAUCCCCGUCAGGAUUUAGUAUAUAUACACAGGUCCUCUCGAGAUCGACACGGAGAAGCAACCACGCCCCCCGGUUGAGACUGAUCCAGACACGCAAAAGGCAUCGACCCGAGAGUCCGAGGCUUCACGAGGCAAGGAAUCUACACCCACCGGCCAUUCGACCGAUGAUGGAGAAGAAGCAGCGGAAGCACGCGAGGUCCAGGAGCUUCACGGCCGCCGGGCUGGCCUCCUUCCUCCGCUCCACCGUCGCGUCCUUCUCCUCCAGCUUCCCCUCCCGCGGCGGCAGGUCCUCCUUCAACCACCGCAACGCCUUCUCGGGGCCCAUCGUCUCCAUCGUCCCGCCGGAGGCCCGCGGCAGGAGGGCCAAGCACCGCUCGGGGUACCGGACGCCCGAGCCGUCGUCGCCCAAGGUCUCCUGCAUCGGCCAGAUCAAGCGCAGCAGCUCCAGGCGCCAGAAGAAGGUCAACCCCUGCGGCAAGAACGGCGCCGCCUGCCCGCUGCCGCCGCGGCCAGCGGAGGGGACCAAGCCCCGCGGCGGGCCCAGGGGCUCGUUCGUGAAGCGGAUGUCCUUCUUCCGGCGCAGCAGGUCGCGGUCGUCGUCGAAGGACGACGGCUGCGCCAACGGCAGCUGCGCCGUGGCGGCGCCGGCGCCGGCGGGGCUCGGGCAGAUGAAGCGGUUCGCGAGCGGCCGAGCCGCGUUCCAGGACUUCGACUGGCGGCAGCAGGAGGUGGACAUGAGGAGCAGUGGGUGCAGCGACUGGGAGGACGACGACGAGGGGUUCGUGGCGCACUCGGCGCCGCUCACGCUCGGCGGCGGGGUGGUGGCGUCCGAGCCCAGGAAGGAGGUCAACCUGUGGAGGCGGCGCCCCAUGGCUCCUCCCACUCCGCUUCGGCUUCCUUAGGCUAGCCUAGCAGCGAUCGGCCGGCAUGCUCCUUGUUCCUUGCAUGCAUGCUCGCCUCUGCGUGCCAAUUUCCUGUGUUCUCUAGUUUGUACAGCUGGACACGCUUGUGUGAUGAUCCUACAAGUUUUGGUUGAUUUUGUAAAUGCGGUGCUCGUCUCUGGAAAGAAAGUAAAUUAAACAGAGUGUUUGUCUCA